AUGGCAAAUUGUUGGACAAAGACUAGUAUUUUGCCAAUGGUACUGGAUGAUAAUAUUGAACUUUCGCAUAAUAUAUAUUUAGAAACGAUUGAGUCUGAAGAAAAUGAAAUAUAUGAAUUAGUAAUUGAUCUUACUAAUCAAACAGUUUCACAAGAAAUAGAUGCUUAUAUCAAGAUUAAUGAUUCCUAUAUUUCUACAAAAGAAGUACUUGAUAAUAAUCAAAUUAUUGAAACUAUAUUAGCGAAGCAAUUAGAAUAUGAGCAAGGUGAUCCAGAUAACUCUGACGAAGAGCCACCAAAAAUUUCUCUUGCUGAAGGAUUAAAUAGGUUAAAAACUUUUAUUUUAUUCGCUAAACAAGUGGACAAUAAUUUUUUCUCCAAUAAUAAUGACUUAGCAGUAUUUUGA
Messenger RNA from Dentiscutata erythropus, 405 nucleotides. The record is from the annotation of a GenBank genome assembly. Lineage: Eukaryota; Fungi; Glomeromycota; Glomeromycetes; Diversisporales; Gigasporaceae.